Molecule: messenger RNA, 3063 nt
Organism: Knipowitschia caucasica
Lineage: Eukaryota; Metazoa; Chordata; Actinopteri; Gobiiformes; Gobiidae
Source: the annotation of a GenBank genome assembly
AUGGUUUGCGUGGGAUAUACUCUGGAGGUUUGGGUGCAAACAACGGUGAGUUGUGGGCGGCUCCCGUCGAGACAGCAGCUCCGCCUCCUCCUCUGUACCAUGAGCUCUGGCUCUGCACAGGAUGUGGCAGUCGAGCACUUCCUGCGUGACAUAGAGAGGCGGAGCAAGCGGCUGCACUGUGCUGUGAUUGGCUGCAGCGAGGAACGCUCCAGCGGCGACAUGAACCUGUUGUAUCGUAAGAGUCGCCUGGACUGGAGGCACAGGGACCCAGAGAGCAGCCGGAAGAGCUCUGUCCAGAAUGACCCGUCUGCCACCGUGGGCAAAGUCCGAGACCUAGCAUCAUUUCGGCGUCACUUCCGAAUGGGCUUCAUGACCAUGCCGGCCUCCCAGGACCUGUCCCCUCACUCAUGUGCCUCUGCCAUGGCUCCCCGCUCCCAGUCCUGCCACGCGGUCGGAGCCAGCGACAGCAGCCUGGAGAACGAAGACGACUACUCCGACACGCAGUCCCAGCAUGGAACCCGCUGCCCCCCGCACCCGGAGAGGAAGAAUUCUAUGAAGAAGUCGGACUCUGGCGAACUCUGCUCCAAAAAAGUUCCCCCACUGAAGCCCAAGAGAAGUCCAAGCACCCAGCUGACCUUCGAUGCCGUACCCCCACGUGUGCCUGCCUCCCUGCCUUUCCAGGGGGCUGACUCCCAGGUCCAGAUCGACGGGGAUGAUGAGCCCGUCUACAUAGAGAUGGUGGGACAGGUUUUUAGCAGAGAAAGCCAGACUGCCACCCCUCACCCAGUCACCCCUGUGGCCACCACCCCAGACUCUGACUCAGACCAGAGUGAAGCCAUUUACGAAGAGAUGAAGUAUCCCCAGCAGGAAAACAGGGACGGUCACAGACACCCCCCUCCCAAACAUGAAAAAGUCAAAUCCUCAAAGCACUACCAUCAAACACCAUCCUCGUCCAGUUCUUCCUCUCUGCCUCGCCCUUCCUCAUCAUCACCAUCUUACUCCAAGCCAAAAUCAAAUGUGUCAAUGUCCCACUCCUCACCCCUUCCCUCCUCUGCAUCUUCAACCCCAGUGCCCCAGGUUUUGUCGGCAAGCCCACACACCCCACGUGCACCCACUCCAUACCUUCUUCCAGGGAGUAAAUCGGAGUCUGAAUCCAGCACAAAAAUACCUGCUCCUUUCCCCAAUCUCCUCCAGCAUCGUCCCCCAUUACUGGCCUUCCCACAACCUGCCGCAGCCUCCAGUGGUGUGCAGAGUAAAACCUCUGCCAAAACGCAAUCGUCAAGUAGCUCUACGCAAGCCAGCUCUUCCUCGUCCACCUCCAACGCUCCUACAUCCCUCUCCAGUUCAAAAGAGUCGUCGAGUUCAUCGGACAAACACAAUCGGGACUCACAGCUCGGCCCCGCGCCAGGACUGAGAGCAAGAAGUCACUCCACGCCUCUCCCGCCGUCCUCCAAAUCCACCUCACCCUUUUCUCACCACCACCACCACCCACACCACCGGCCAUCGCACUAUCACCACUACCGCAAACCCGACAGAGGGGAUUCGCCCGCACCCACCAAGAGCAGUAGUGGACAGUCCACAAAUCAAGCAACAGUGCAGACACAGACCACAGGUUCGGGCAAAGAGAGCAAGUCUGUGAGCUUCCUCUUGAAGGAGAAAGGGGAGAAGGAUAAAGAUCGAGAUAAAGACAGGGAGAAGGAGCGAGGGGAGAGAGAGAGGGACAAAGGACGGGAGAGGGACAAGGACAGAGAAAGAGACCGAGAUCGAGACCGGGAUCGAGACAGAGACAGAGACAGAGAUCGAGAACGAGAGAGAGACAGAGAUCGAGAUCGAGAACGAGAGAGAGACAGAGAUCGAGAUCGGGACCGAGAUGGCGGACCACACUCUUUACCCAUAGACACCUCCUCUUCAUCAAACCAGACGUCCCAGAGCAGCACCAGCUCAACCCCCACGCCCCUGUCCUCAUCACAGCGGCCGCACUCUCGCCCCCAUCUGCGUUCACGCACGCCCCAUGGCCUGCCAGCAUACAAGCCCCCCUCUUCGGACAGCCCCCUGCUGUGGACUUACCCCUCUGGAGGAUUUCGAAGGCCCCCUGCGUACGAAAGUCUCCGAGCUGGAUCACAGACACCUUCUCUACAACAGCCCUCCAGCCUGACUGGGCUCUUGGAUGCACCCUCCAAAACCAACGGAGGAUCAGGGUCACUCCACUCCAAAGCUGGUUUUCUGCCCUGGGACAGCCACUGCAGCUUAGGAGCAGAUGAAAGCUCUUUCUGGCCCAUGCAGAGGAAACUCUCCUUCAGCCAUGGGAGCAGAGAUACCGACAAAGAAGAGGGCCGGUCCUGGAAUGGCAGUGCUGAUGCCUUGUUGCGGAUGGGUAAAGACGAGCUUGGGUCGAGAGGUCACUCUGGCAUUCCCAUUCAUUUCAGUGGCGCCAGUGGAAGGGCCCUGGGGUCCAGUGAGUCUCAUUCUGGGCUGGACAGUAGUUCAGGGUUCAGAGCUUUCCCCAGGGCAGGCCUGCCUAUGCCCUGCCAGACGUUUCCAUCCUGUCGCAAUGGAGAAGUGGGGCGGCUGGGCCGUUCUUCCUCUGCUGCUGGAGUCAGACAGGUGGGAGAUGUCCCAAGACAGAGCAGUCUGCCCACUCGAGACUCGCUGAAUCCGGGAUUGUCCUCAGCCUCCUGCAACAGCCCAAGCGUCUCCCGACAGCAGCAGCAACUCCAACUUCAUCAACAGCAGCUAAAACAGCAGCUGCAGCAGCUGCAGCAACAGCACCACCUACAGGUGCAGUUCCAGCAGCUGGCUCAGCUGGCCCAGGGUCAUUCCAGCAUGAGUGGGACCGCCCCAUCAGCAGCACAGACCCAGAGAGAUGGCAAACUACUGGAAGUGAUCGAGCGCAAACGCUGCCUGUGCAAAGAGAUCAAAGCCCACAGGCGUCCUGACAAGAGCUUGUGUAAGCAGGACAGCAUGCCCAUCCUCCCAAGUUGGAGGCGGACCCCUGAACCUCGCAAGACUGGUACACCACCCUGCCAGCGGCCGCAGGCUGUGGUGUGGGACACGGCUAUCUGA